CCGCGCGGGCCGAGCAUGCACGUCGCGGAGGGGCAGCGCGCCCGGCGGCCCUGCAUCCGAGCCAGGCACGUGGCGGCCAUCUGCGCGGCCGUGGUGGCGGCGGGCCUGGUCGUGGGGCUGUCCGUGGGCCUGACCCGCUCGUGCGACUCCGGGCCGGGCACGGCCCCCGCGCCGUCGCAGCCGCCGCCCUCGCCGCCCUCCGCCGCGCCCUCGGCCCCUCCGGGCCCGGCCGCGGGCGCGUGCCCCGCCAGCGGGGAGGGCGGCGGGCAGUGGACGAGCUUCAGGCUGCCGGACUUCCUGAGCCCCGCGCACUACGACCUGGAGGUGCGGCCCGAGCUGGAGGCCGACCGCUACAGCGGCUCGGUGAGCGUCGCCCUGAACGUGAGCGCGCCCACGCGCCACCUGUGGCUGCACCUGCGCGAGACCCGCGUCACGCGGCUGCCGGCGCUGCGCGCGCCCUCGGGCCGCCAGGUGCCCGUGCGCCGGUGCUUCGAGUACCCGCAGCAGGAGUACCUGGUGGUCGAGGCCGAGGAAGAGCUUCCGCCCAGCGGCGACGACGGCCUCUACGUCCUGACCCUGGAGUUCGCCGGCUGGCUGAACGGCUCCCUCGUGGGCUUCUACAGAACCACGUACACGGAGAACGGCCAGACCAGGAGCAUAGCGGCUACUGAUCAUGAACCGACAGAUGCCCGGAAAUCCUUCCCCUGCUUCGAUGAGCCCAACAAGAAGGCAACUUAUACAAUAUCUAUCGUCCACCCCAAAGAAUAUGCAGCACUUUCAAAUAUGCCGGUGGCGAAAAGAGAGUCAGUGGAUGAUAAAUGGGAUCGAACAACUUUUGAGAAGUCUGUUCCCAUGAGCACCUACCUGGUGUGCUUUGCUGUCCAUCGGUUCCAGGCUGUAACGAGAAUGUCGAAUAGUGGAAAACCCCUCACUAUUUAUGUCCAGCCAGAACAAAAGCACACAGCUGAAUAUGCUGCAAACAUAACUAAACUUGCGUUUGAUUAUUUUGAAGAAUACUUUGCAAUGAACUAUUCUCUUCCUAAAUUAGAUAAAAUCGCCAUCCCGGAUUUUGGCACCGGCGCUAUGGAGAACUGGGGACUCAUCACUUACAGAGAAACAAACCUGCUCUACGACCCUAACGAGUCAGCCUCCUCAAACCGACAGAGGGUGGCCACUGUGGUCGCCCACGAGCUUGUGCAUCAGUGGUUUGGAAAUACUGUGACCAUGGACUGGUGGGACGACUUGUGGCUCAAUGAAGGAUUUGCGUCUUUCUUCGAGUUCCUUGGAGUAAACCACGCAGAAAAAGACUGGAAAAUGCGUGACCAGAUGUUACAUGAAGAUGUAUUAUCUGUACAAGAAGAUGAUUCUUUAAUGUCUUCACAUCCAAUCAUUGUCACGGUGACAACCCCUGCCGAAAUCACGUCUGUUUUUGAUGGAAUAUCCUAUAGCAAGGGAGCUUCCAUUUUGAGAAUGCUUGAAGACUGGUUAACACCUGAGAAAUUUCAGAAAGGAUGUCAGAUAUACCUGGAAAAAUACAAAUUCAAGAAUGCAAAAACUUCAGAUUUUUGGGAAGCACUGGAACAGGCAAGUAAUCUACCAGUGCGAGAAGUCAUGGACACCUGGACCAGACAGAUGGGUUAUCCAGUGCUCGACGUGAAAGACACUGGGAACAUUGUACAGAAACGCUUUCUGUUGGACUCAAGAGCCGAUCCUUCCCAGCCACCUUCAGCUCUUGGUUACACAUGGAAUAUUCCAGUUAAAUGGACUGAAGAUGGUAUAUCAAGUAUUACACUCUACAAUAGGUCAGAAAAAGGAGGAAUCACUUUGAACUCUUCUAAUCCUAGUGGAAAUGCUUUUCUCAAAAUAAACCCAGAUCAUAUUGGGUUUUAUCGUGUAAAUUAUGAAGAACUAAUUUGGAACCAGAUAGCCAAAAAUCUUUCCUUGAACCACAAGGACUUUUCUUCUGCUGAUCGUGCAAGUCUUAUUGAUGAUGCUUUUGCCUUGGCGAGAGCUCAACUGCUAGAUUAUAGGGUGGCUCUGAACUUGACCAAGUAUCUGGAAAGGGAAGAGGAUCUUUUACCGUGGCAGAGAGUCAUUUCGGCUAUCAGCUACAUCAUUAGCAUGUUUGAAGAUGAUAAAGAGCUAUACCCUGUGAUGGAGGAAUACUUCCAAGGUCUGGUGAAGCCCAUUGCAGAUUCUCUGAAAUGGACCGAUACUGGAGACCAUCUCACAAAGUUACUCCGUGCCUCCGUGCUAGGGCUCGCAUGCAAGAUGGGAGACAGAGAAGCCUUGAACAACGCUUCUCAGUUAUUUGAGCAGUGGCUAAGCGGGACUGUAAGUCUUCCUGUAAAUCUCAGGCUUCUGGUGUAUCGGUACGGGAUGCAGAACUCUGGCAAUGAGACUUCAUGGAACUACACUCUUGAGCAAUACCAAAAAACUCCAUUAGCUCAAGAAAAAGAAAAACUGCUCUAUGGAUUAGCAUCAGUGAAGAGUGUUCCUCUUUUGUCAAGGUAUUUGGAUUUGCUCAAGGACACAAGCCUUAUUAAAACUCAGGAUGUGUUUACAGUCAUCCGCUAUAUCUCAUAUAACAGCUAUGGGAAACAAAUGGCCUGGAAUUGGAUACAACUCAACUGGGACUAUCUAGUCAACAGAUACACACUCAAUGACAGAAACCUUGGCCGGAUUGUCACAAUAGCAGAGCCAUUCAACACUGAACUACAGCUCUGGCAGAUGGAGAGCUUUUUCGCAAAAUAUCCAGAAGCCGGAGCAGGAGAAACACCCAGGGAGCAAGUGUUGGAAACUGUGAAAAACAAUAUCGAGUGGCUAAAACAAAAUAGAGAUGCCAUAAGAGAAUGGUUUUUUGAUUUACCUAAGAAUGGCUAAUGUGUUCAAAUGUUAUAGUUUCAUUUUGUCAAUCUGUUGUUUCUCCUAUUAAGCAUUUGGUGACCUAAUUUGCAAGCGCUAUGGAGGAGGCCUUAUGAACAGACUUUGCUAAGCACUGUGUUGAUAAUGCCUUGGAAAGCUUUUAAACGGUUCCUUUUUGUUUAUGAAGGAACAUACUAAUAGAGUAUUUAAUAUACUCGGGGAUUUCUUCUAAGUGUGCUUCAUAGGAGAUUCUUUACAAACUGAAGAGAAUUUAAUAGUCAUUUUAAUGUCUUUAAAUAUCAUUCUUUGUAUCUUAAAUCUGUGAAAAUAGAACAAUUUCGUCUUAGCUUUACAUUUUUAGUACCAAAGAAAUACCACUUAAUCUUCUCUCUUGAUUGAUUUUUAAACUUUAAAUACCAGUACUUGAGAGACCAAUAUUACCAUUUUAAUCUUUAUUUUAUUAUUCAGAAUUACAUAGACCUAAUAUCAUUUUAUUCACAAAUGUCUUACGACUUCAAAUCCUACCAGAGUAACCUGGGCUUAAGUUUUACUCAAGGAUUGCAUGAAUUAGCCAAAGAAACGGCUGUUGCCUUUGCUCUUAUAAAAUCAACAAGAGAACUCUCCACUCCUUUUAAAAAUAAAUAUAAAUGAUUACGUUGAAAAAAAUAUUGUUUUCCAGUGUCACUUUACUCUAGAAUAAAAAUGACUGCAGUGUUCCUCAAAUAAUUCAGCACAUCACAAUGGUGAUUCAAGAAUCUGGUCUUUUCAUGCUUGCUAGUCUCUCAUUCAUCAUUCCUUACAAAGCUCCUUCAAAUGUGCUAUGAAAUUACAGGGAACAGAGUGCUUAACUCUGCUCCAUAGAUUUCAGAGGAAAAAAGCUAAAUAAUUGGAAACAGUUCAGGAAAGAAGGAAGGCAGAUUAUUCCAUAAAACUAAAUGGAAUUAGAAUUUAGCAUUGAGUUCACCUAGCAAUCACAGUGUGAAAAUGGGGAAAACACAGACAUCCCCAGCAUGAUUCUACAUAUCUGAGGAUGUAUCUUAUAGAUAAAUUUUAUGUAUAAACCCCUUAGAUCCUAAUCCAUAUAGAAAAGCACUGAUCAAAUUUAUAUGCAUGACUUGAUUAACAACUUCAAUUUCAUAAAAGCUGAUGACAAGAGUAUGUUUAAUACGGCAUUUGAUGCCUAAUAGAUCCACAAUAUAAUUCCAACAGGCAGAAAAGAUGGUAAAUUAUUAUGUUUCAACCUGCUAUAUCUGGAAAAUCUAAAUUUAUUUGGAACUUUCAGAAAUAUAAAUUCAUCUAGGAUUGGCUUGAUGAGAAUAAAAGCAUAUGGGAACAAUUGAAACCUUAGCUUAGACUUUAUUUACGCAAUUAUGUGCUGAAUCAUGUACUCUGAAACUUUAUAUACUUUCCUAUUGUUGUUUCUUAAUUAUCACUUCUCAACCCAUACAGCUCAGUCAAUAAAUUCCAAUGUUUGGGGAGAAAAAGAUAUAAAAGAAAAAAUUGCUAGACAAAAAUAUGUAAAAUAUUAUUUUAAAUUAUUUCUGAAACAAAAACAUAUUGACAUAAUAAAUCAUCCGGAAAAACCCCACUAUCCUCACAGAGAUUAACAUCCUAACUUCAAAUUCUGACCCAAAUCAGAACUAGCACUUGAAGUCUAUGUAUUGUUUCAAGUGGACGCAUAAGAAGUAAGUUGGUUUCUCCUUCUAUUUUAUGAAAUAAAUACAUCUCUAAAGGAAAAGUAUACGUUUGAGGGGAUGGUAAAUAAAACAGAUUUUAACUUGCCU
Microcebus murinus (gray mouse lemur) is the source of this 4649-nucleotide messenger RNA. It is a transcript of the gene ENPEP, whose product is annotated as glutamyl aminopeptidase. Gene Ontology annotation, cellular component: cytoplasm; plasma membrane. Gene Ontology annotation, molecular function: metalloaminopeptidase activity; zinc ion binding; peptide binding. Gene Ontology annotation, biological process: proteolysis; regulation of blood pressure; peptide catabolic process. The record is from RefSeq and is a predicted model, not a curated record. NCBI's taxonomy places the organism in Eukaryota, Metazoa, Chordata, Mammalia, Primates, Cheirogaleidae.